GUUGGAGGCCCUCUCACUCGGUCGACGUCUCCCGAAGAGAACAACACGUGCGCGCGCGUACCUUCGGAGAUAUAUUCUUUGUAAAAUCGUGAAAAUACUCGAGCCUAGGAGCUAGUUACUUAACUGUCGUUAACUUUGUAUUGGUUAAAAAUCAUCAGAAAUCGAAGAAAAUUGCGCUUAAUACGAGCAGAGCGCUAAGUCCUCGAAAUUUCUAAUAAUUAUCGUCGUCUGUGCCUCGCGAGUGUCCUUCGAAUUAACGUGUGAUAAUGAUAUCAAAGUUUGAAGUAUAAUAUUAUGAUUGACCGAGAUAAAUAGGAGUAGCCGAUAGAGGGAAAGUGUUUAAAAUUGUGGUGAAGUGCGACGAACUGCAAUCAAAUGAUCUCCUUCGUUUUCAGUAACGAGGAUAACGGUCUUGGGCAGCUGGCACCGGGAAGUCAGGCGUAAGGGUUAUCGCGAUUGCCAGUGUAGUGUCCAGUGUGCCAUGCGUAACGACUGCCAUCAAGGAGCACUGCGAGACGCCUCAUUUCUUUCAAAUUAUUUGCAAAUCAUUUGCAAAAUUAAAAAACUGGAAAACCUGGAAAGCCCGGAAAGCCCGGAAAGCCUGCGGAACGUUCAUUUCAGAAGUAAUUGACUCUAUCGACCGUAGGCACUGCCGACUGUAACGUUUCUCGAGAGGACCGCCACAAUUACUUUCGGUGGAGUGUGACUUUUCUUCUGUUGUCAUUGUAUAAGUCGAUGUUACGAGAGGGGCUGGACAAUGAAGAUACCACGUGAAUAUGGCAUAAAUAGAUAACGAAGAGGGCUAAUACGCGUAGAAGAGACUAAAGUAUCCUCAACGCAUAAGGGGGAUAUUAUAAUUUUCAAAUGCGCAAGGGCUCACGGCAAUGACUAUGAACACCGUGGCCCUCAGCCUCGGCGAAACAAGCUGCCAUCAGCCAACAGCUGUCCUCGCUCCGAAAAAUAAUCAUCGCCAACAGAAUCAUCGGCCAAAGGACAGCAAUUGGAAUAUGUCAUCGAGCAUGCCCUCGCAAUCGCACUCGCUCUCGCCCUUGCCCUCGACCUCGACCUCACCCUCAUCAUUAGCUUCACAGCUGACCGCGACAACGUCGUCCGCAGCGUUCACCACCUUCCUCGAUAACAAAACCGAGAGUACAAGCAAAGGAAGAAAGUCUUGGAGCGUACGAUUGGGACUCAGUAGGCAGACUCAAGGCUCACAGCAUCGACGAAAAGUUGCUGAUCAUCGUACAGGAGGUGUCGACGGUUGUGGAAACGUCGAAAGUGCCGGAAGUUGCAGAAAUAGCGGUGGCAGGGUCGCUUCUGAGACAGCCGGUUGGGGCACCGUUAGCGGCGCUAGCGCCCUAUCCCAACAAAUGAUCUACGGAGCUGAGCCGUGGCUCUACGGAACGAUGCGUUCAAGGAGGAGUCAACCGUCCACGGUGCCCCGGGGUUUCUUGACUUCAGCGCCACCGCCGCAAUCGGCAGUGCCACUGCCACUGUCACUGCCGUUUACACCGGCACCGACACUAACGCCAACGCCAACGCCAACGUCAACGCCAACACUGGCUCCAGCUCCUGGAACCGCUAUUCUCAUCGUCUGUUCCUGUCCCGAGUUCCUCAGUGGUACAACAAGAAAGCUCGGUAAUUGUCGUAAAUGCGGAGGCCACCGACUCGCUGGGUUUCCGCCUCUCCGCGGUCCAGGCUUCGGUGGAACUUGCCGUCCGACAAUCAUCUCCUCGCGCUCUCGUCCAAGUUUGGCAGGUAUCCUCAAGUCUUCGGCGGAUGACCCCUAUGACCUCAUGCGAAGGAACCGUCUGGUGGACCCGCGAGCGAAUCGAGCGCACAGCAUUUCUCCACCUCGUCAGGUUAUUUCAAGCAAUUCCCGAAGUCAUAGUGUUUCCCGCACUUCAAAAGAUCAGAACAGAGGAUCGCUGGCGCUAAUGAUGACGACUACCGCAUCAGGGACGACACCGAUGUUACCGUUAAUGUCGAGGGACAGAGGCAGAAUAACAUUGUUGAACAGCCAAGAUACGUCUGUAUCGUUGAAUUCAAGAUCCGAGUGGUUCGAUAUGGGCGAUCAAUUUGAAUACGAAGUCGAAGAGAAAUUGCAAUCUCAAUACGACGUGACGUCAGAUACUACAGAUUGGCAUAACAGUGUAGCGGGUCAUAAUUUGGAAAAGGUUUCGUUUGGUAGACGUUCACGCUUCGAUGAGCUAUAUACCGAGGAACGAACAGACUGGAUUCUCGAAAGUUCCCCUUCUGCAAAAAUUGGUGAUCACAAUCAGCCAAAUGCCUUCUCAUUUGCUUCUGCGACGGUUGCUCCGAUUAUGUCCGACUCACGAAGGAGCAUACUUCAGUGCGACGUUAAUCCCUAUAAACUUCUAAAGAGACAGCAACACCGUCAUCGACAACGUAUUCCCACUCGUGCAAGAUACGCUGAGGCUUGCGUUAUUCGCGAUAUUCGCGACAUUCGCGCUAAAAAGAAUGCUGUCCACGGUGUUACCGAUACCAAAGAUACGAAUGGUCAGGACGGCAAUGACGGCGGAAACGAUAACAACCCCGACGGUGACGAUGACGAUGACGAUGACGACGACGACGAUGACGACGACGAUGACGACGACGACAGUGACGACGACGACGACGGCGGCGACGACGAUGACGACGAUGAUGAUAAUAAAGAUUACAUCGAUGAUGACGAUAAUCUUUCCGAUAAUGCUCUUCAAUGCGAUGAUCAUCUGGCAACGUUAUUCGACUCGUCGAAAGUCAAAUCUAUCGAAAGAUUGCCGACUAAGAGAAGUGCCGUAGCUGCGAUAGGUGGUCAAAGAAUAAGAAUCUUUAACGAAUCACAAGAAGGUUUCGAUAACAACAAUAACAGUGACGAAAUGAUCGAUAAUAACGACAACACUGACGACGAUGAUAUUGCCAGACACGAGAACAUUUAUACGGAGCACUGCUUUGCGGAUGAGAAUUCAAUCCGUAACAACUUGUCGUUCGCUAGAAUACCAAUUCCGAAGGUGUCGCCAAAACGGCCACCCAGGCGACACAAGUCUUCGAGAAAUCUGCCGCCCAGAGGCAUACUCAGGAAAAAAAAUCGAACCAUUCGUCAUAACGAUAGCAACGAUCGUGAUGAGAAAAAAAUUAAGAAUGUCUUAUUUAAAGUGAACAACAUGAUUCUUGCACCAGAGAAGCUUUCGUCGGGCACACUAUCAAGGUGUGUCACAGACACGACAAGCACUGGUGCGUCUACAGGUGCAGCUACAAGUACAACCGCGACAGCGGCUUCGCGGAGCAAUGUCAAACCUAAAACCAGUAAAAAUAGAGGUAACAGUCAGGUAAGACGACAACUUGAAAAAUUCUCCCUUUCGGAUAGACCCAGAUUGAUAAGCAUUCCAAAUAUCAAGGAGUCCAAGUGUCUACAGUAUAGAAAAGAUGAAAGGACGACCGCCGUGCAAACCGAAUUAAAAUCGACCGUUAAGCUUCUUGAGAAAGAGACAAGUACGAGAGCCGCGAGAUCAAAGAAUGAGAAAGAAAUUGUUGCGCUAAGAGCGGAGGACGAUACUGAGCUCGAGAUCGAAAUCGAGGAACUGGAGAAUUCAGCGGUCGGGCCAAGAGUUGCCGCGGACGAGCUGCAGGAUCUCAUUCGACAGUCAGAAGAGUGCAUUGGCAGAGCUCGGUCAUUGAAACGGAGCGAAAGCGAACGCUCGAUUACAAAACCGGCGUUUACAGCAGGCAAGGUGCUCUUCUCCGAUACGAUGCGACUCAAAUUCUACAAACGGAUGAACGACCUAUCGACGACCGAGGCACCUCCGUCAAGUUCCCUGGCAAAACCAUUCGUCGUCAGAAGCAUCGCGGAAAAGGAAGAAUUGCCGAGGCGCGUGUCGACUUUUCAAGAAUAUUCGACGACAGGUGUAAUAAAGAAAGGAAGCGCACCUCGAUCUCCAAUAAAAGUCGAGUCAGUCGAGAAAUUUCAAAAAAUAAAAUCCUACGAGCAGUUACCGCGACCGGCGUCGCAAUAUUGCUCCGGUGCGCUGGGAUUAGCUGAUUUGCUCGAUGAUUCGGUGAAAACAGUCUUUGAUGACGAGAGAGUGUCAUCGAAUUUCUCAAGAAAUUCGAGAAAGAGCAGGCCUUCGGUGACACCUGACAUACCGGAAUCUGAGAAUAUCUGCAAAAUUGAAGUCAGUCCGUUGCCAUCGACAUCCUCAUCGCCAUCUACGUUGCAGCAGCCGCUCAUUCAUCGACUGCAAGUGGGCGCUCACUUGUCGCCGACGUCCUACUCGCGACAGACCUCUUCCGUUAUGAUAAACCGAGAGGAGUGCGAACACCUAGAAGGAAAGGAGAAACUGUGCCCGCGAUAUCAGCAGCAGCAGCAGCAGCAGCAUUCUUCUCUGGAGAAUAAGGUGACAAUAAGCGUUGGCGGCGAAGAUAGCCUUAGCAAUUCCACGGUAAUUUCCGUAAACUCGAGUGACAACGCGGAAAUAGCGUCAAAAGUACAGAACACCGUACCAGAAAAUCGUACACUGGUAAUUUUUGACGAAAACGGCUCCAACAUCGUUGUCGAGCCCUUCUCAAAAGAACUUGACGCUACCAAAAAAUGUCUGGAUAGAAAUGCCGCGACUUCCUCGCAAAGAAGGAAGAUCCCUACACCAGCACCAGUACCAGCAGCACCAGCAGCAGCAGCAGCAGCAGCACCAAAAGAACCAAGACCAGAAAGAAGCGCCGCCGAUCGGUUGAUGAAGGAAGCAACGAUCUCAAUACUUCUUGAGAACUCCCUUAAGAAAGCUAAGGAAAAGGGCCAAGUCCUCGACGAAAGUAGCGGAGAGGCAAUCUUGAAGGUUCUUAAAGAAACUCUUCUAAAAUCAAGCAGCCUUCAAUCCUCCGCGUCUGCCACUGACCUGCUCUUAAAUUCUGAUAUUACUUUCAUCAAUGCUCACAAUGAAAAUCCCUAUGAAGAUAUCAAAGAACCGAAGGAACCGAUCUACGAGGAGAUUCCAGAGAUCCUGUCACCCUCCCAAUCGUCAUCCCUAUCCCCGUUCCCUUCGCCAUCGCCAUCGCCAUCUUCGUCCUCGUCCUCGUCAUCUUCGACCACAUCGUCGCCGUCGCCGUCGUCAUCGCCAUCGCCGUCUUUCGCGCUGCCACCACCUCUGCCCCUUAAUCCUCCACGAUGCAAGACGGCAACAGCAGCCUAUCUAAAGCUGACAAGUAACAUCUACUCUCAACCCGACGACGUCGUUAAUACUAAGUCUAGCAGUAUAAACGAAUGCAGGAGUAGCCAAAAGAAAUUGCACGUUUCUCCUUCGUUUCUCCAUUUCCGCCAUCCAGAUGCAUUCGCGGAACUCUUGCCUAAUUUUAAGGAGCCAAUCAAUGAAUCCGCCACCUCAAAUAAUAUCCCCGGUACGACAAGCGCAACUAGCAAACGGGAAGCUACGCUCGCGAUAAAUGCGCCUACCGAAGCACCCUACUCCGAAUCACCGUCUUACUUUUUUUUCUUAUCGAAAGAGCCUGCUUCCGAGGACAAUUUAAAUAUUCUCAAUUUUCUCGUUGAUUCGGAAAAUCGUCAUUCCACUCGGAAAGUUGGAAAGUCCCGCUCGGAGGACAGAGGAAACAAUGAGAACAAGGAUCAGAGGAAAAUUGAUAAUGGGAACGAAAACGAUUGCAAGCGUGAAUACGAUAAUAUUCGUGCGCACAAUCAGCCAGAGCAGAAUGAGAAGGAAGGAAUAGAAGAGAUACAGAGGAGACAAGACAACUUAGGUAAUCAGGAGGACCGAACCGAGGAAGUCUCUGUGGAAGUGGAAGUGGAAGCGGAAGAACUUGACGAGGUCGAAGAUGGAGAACUCGAAGCACUGUACGAACAAAAGGAGACCAGCCUCGGAGAUUUGAGCUCGAAAAGUUCACAGAUAUCCAAUAAUUCGGAUAGCAGCAGCGAAGAUUGCCACUUGAUGCUACUGAAUUCAGCGAAAGAAUUGAAGACGACGACGGUGGAGAUCGAGCGAACUGACAGUGGCGUCGGUUCCGAAAGUAGCCAGGCGAGUAGCGGCGGUGGUGUCCUCAGACGUCGGAGGCUAGGUGAGAGCCCACAGGGUGACCUUCUUGUUCGCCACGUUCCACUACUCAGCUCCGCCGACGCGAAGCUCUGCGAGGAUUGCGAGCAACGACUCGAACCAUUCGUCAUGGACAGUGGUGUCGCCUACACGCCUUUUGUCUGCCGUAAGUGUUUGAAAAAGAGAGCCGAACGAAAGGAAAUUAUCACGGAGAUCGUCGAGACCGAACAAAAAUACGGCAGAGAUCUACAAAUCAUCCUCGAUGAGUUCUACAAGCCGAUGUCACGUGCUGGACUUCUCACGCAAGAUCAGCUGUCCGCGAUCUUUCUUAACGUCGAGGAGCUUCGCGAGCACAGUCUGCAUCUCGCAAAAAAGCUCAAGGAUGCCGUUAUAAUCAGUCAGGAAUUGGACGACGAUGACCUGAUGAUGGUGGACGUGGGAAGGAUCUUUCUCGAGUCGGAAAGAAUGUUACACGCCUUUGAAAACUAUUGCACGCGACAAGCAGGCGCGAGUCUACUUUUGCAAAAUCUUGAGAAAGAAAAAGAACUUCUAAGGAUAUUUUUGAAAGUCUCGCAGAUGGAAAAUACUGUCCUCCGUCGGAUGAACCUCAAUUCUUUCCUCAUGGUACCGGUGCAACGUGUCACCAAAUAUCCUUUGCUACUGGCGCGUCUCCUAAAAGCGACACCGUCCCUGAGGACAGACGUCCAAGAAGCAAAAAAUAAAUUGAAGCAAGCCCAAACGAACAUCGAAAUGCAUCUGGAGCAUAUAAAUGCCGAAGCCAAAGAUGUCACCUCGACGAAACUUUGGCGAAGAAUCUCCAUCGUACAGAACGGUCGUAGGUUCGCAGGCGAGCAAGACAUGGUCAACAUUAAACUGCGAAAGACUUUGGUCGAUAUUCAACAGAUAGCUGUUCAAGUACUCGAGUGGGCCCACGAGGAAGCUAGAUUCGUCUUGGAAGGUCGUCUUCUGGUUGCUCAACCAACGGACAACAACUGGAGACGCGGUCGAACCGUUAAACUUUCCCCGGUCACAGCGAUGCUCGUCACCAACGGACAGCCAACAAACGCAGAAAGAUUUCUCGAGGUGAACAACGACGACGAGGACGACGACGACGACGAUGACGACGACGACGACUCCCUCUUCCCGCCGCGGACUGGGAUCAAGGAAGCAACAUUGCUGCUCAUCAAGGAAAAAGUCGGCCGUUACUCGUUACUCAGGGAGCCGCUGUACCUCGACAAAUGUAUUGUAUGCUGCGAAACGAGCUUUGAGGAUUACUUCGAACUCCAAGAACUUUUCUCCAAAGAAACUCUUAUAUUCAAGGCCGAAGAUGGAGCUAGAACGAAAAGGUGGUGUAGAACCUUGCAGAUCCACGCGCAAUCGCUCGGUGCUUGGCGUCGGCGCCGUGGUGCCUUGCCCAACAUCAUGAUCUGUGGCGUUACUAGAACUUAACUGCAUUCUUAUUUCAUUUAAAGAAGGAUGCAGAAAAUAGAGAUCGAUAAAUGUGUAUAUAGGUGAAUGGGGAAAUAAGUACAACGAAAGUACAGACGCCGGACGAACACACACUGUUAGGCGGAUGAUGAAUGAAAGUAAAAUUUGAAGACAAAAAAAUACCUAUCGCUCCAUACACGAUAAUAUGACUUGACUUAUGUAUAGUAGCAAUAGAAAGAGACCCCAUUCACGUUCAUUUUCUUAUAAUUUAUUCUAUUCUUCGUUUAUCUCGCCUCUCGUCAAUGACGCCGCCAAGAAACGUCGACAGACCCUCAGAGCUUUCCAUGUGAGAUUACAGUGCGUUGCAGAGACUUUUGUCUCCUACGACACUGUCAAAUAAUAAACAUACAAAUACGUA
Molecule: messenger RNA, 7881 nt
Organism: Cephus cinctus (wheat stem sawfly)
Lineage: Eukaryota; Metazoa; Arthropoda; Insecta; Hymenoptera; Cephidae
Gene: RhoGEF64C
Exons: 14
Coding region: 885-7484 (2199 amino acids)
Biological process (GO): positive regulation of Rho protein signal transduction
Molecular function (GO): guanyl-nucleotide exchange factor activity
Source: RefSeq, a predicted model, not a curated record